CUUCGUAAAUUCGCUAUGUGUAAUCUCAGAGAAUCUUGUCAGUGGUUUCAGAUAGCUUCUACACAUCAGUUCUCAUCUUGUAACAAGUAAAAAUUUGCGAUUAUUAGCUAAUAGUGACAUGAUGUCGCGCGUAGCUGUGGUAACUGGCGGGAACAAAGGGAUUGGUUUUGCAAUUGUAAAAGGUCUGUGCGAGCAAUUUGAUGGGAUAGUUUAUCUGACUGCAAGGAACGAGGCUAAAGGUCAAGCUGCAGUUGAAGAGCUCAAAAAACUUGGUCUUCAACCAAGAUUCCAUCAACUUGACGUCACUGACGACUCAAGUGUCGACACGUUCAAACAGUAUAUCAGCGACAUUCAUGGAGGACUCGAUGUACUCGUUAACAAUGCUGCAAUCGCCUUCAAGCACAAUUCGCUUGACCCGUUUUCUUACCAAGCAUCAGAGACCAUAAAAGUGAAUUACUUCGGCUUGGUGAGAGUUUGCAAGGCACUGUUUCCACUACUGAGAGACCAUGCUAGAGUUGUUAAUCUCAGCAGCAGCGCUGGACACUUGUCGCGAAUACAGGGAGACGAGUUGAAGGCUCGACUUGCAAGUCUGACGCUCACUGAGGAUGACCUAAGCCAAAUCAUGAGGGAUCUCAUCAACGCAGCGCAGACUAACACUCACAGAGAAUUGGGAUGGGCCAACAAUGUUUACUCAGCUAGCAAGGUGGCUGUGUCCGCUUUGACUCGCAUUCAACAAAGGGCGUUUGACGAAGAUGCCAGAAAAGACAUCGCUGUAAAUUCUGUACAUCCUGGUCUUGUCGAGACGGACAUGACGAGCCACAGAGCACAUUUAACUCCCGAAAGAGGUGCACGAGCUCCCUUAUACCUGGCAUUCCUAACGAAGAAUACGAAUAUCAAGGGAAAAUACGUCUGGCACAAUAAUAUUAUCGUUGAUUGGAUUAAUGAUCCCUUGCCCGGUCCGUACUAGACGACCAUUGUUAUUCUCUCCAGUGUUACUGUAGACAAUUCUGAUAGAAAUCCAAAUGUUUGCUGACUAAUGUUCAGCACAUUAGUACUGUAUGUUAAUCAGUGCUUGAAAAUUAAAUUGACAGGAUGAAGAUGGCAUAUUGAUUUUGUCUAUAUCAUCUGAAGUAAUAAACGAGUAGUUAUUACUUA
Molecule: messenger RNA, 1155 nt
Organism: Neodiprion fabricii
Lineage: Eukaryota; Metazoa; Arthropoda; Insecta; Hymenoptera; Diprionidae
Product: carbonyl reductase [NADPH] 3-like
Exons: 4
Coding region: 119-967 (282 amino acids)
Molecular function (GO): carbonyl reductase (NADPH) activity
Source: RefSeq, a predicted model, not a curated record